Molecule: messenger RNA, 2605 nt
Organism: Colletotrichum phormii
Lineage: Eukaryota; Fungi; Ascomycota; Sordariomycetes; Glomerellales; Glomerellaceae
Product: sulfate permease
Exons: 3
Coding region: 1-2451 (816 amino acids)
Biological process (GO): transmembrane transport
Cellular component (GO): plasma membrane
Molecular function (GO): secondary active sulfate transmembrane transporter activity
Source: RefSeq, a predicted model, not a curated record
AUGGCGGCCAGCAAAGCUGGUGCGGUUCUCGCAAAGAUACUCGGUAUCGAUCUUGAAGCCAGCACCCGCCACCAGACACAAGAACUCCACGACCACGUUGUCGGCGCCAUUUCACCAUACGAACCAUACUAUGAGGAGGAUCCCACAGUGAAGGAAUGGUUACUAGAGCAAGUACCAACAAAAGAAGGCUCGGCUCGAUACGUGAAAAGCCUUUUUCCCUUUACGAAAUGGAUCCUCCGAUACAACACUCGCUGGCUCAUUUCCGACGCUAUUGCGGGUAUCACUCUUGGACUCGUAGUCAUCCCACAAGCCAUGGCUUACGCUCUUCUCGCCCGCCUAAGCCCCGAAUAUGGACUUUACACAUCAUUCACCGGCGCAGCUCUUUACUGGAUCUUCGGAACCUCAAAAGACAUUGCGAUAGGAGCAACCGCCGUCGUGUCCCUCCUCGUCGGAAAAGUCAGCGCCAAAGUCCUCGAAGAACACCCAGGCGAAUUCCAACCCGAAGAAAUCUCCAAAACCCUCGCCUUCCUCGCCGGCGCCGUGCUCCUCGUCUUCGGCGUCCUCCGCCUCGACUGGAUUAUCGAGUUCAUCCCUCAUGUCGCCAUCUCCGCAUUUGUCACCGGCGCCGCUAUCACAAUCACGCUCAGCCAGAUCCCAUCCCUCCUUGGCAUUGAUGGUGUCAACUCCAAAGAGGCUGCUUAUCGUGUCUUUAUCAACACGGCUCGUGGCCUGCCCCACGUCAAGCUCGAUGCCGCCAUUGGGCUGACUGCUCUAGUGCUAUUAGCUGCCAUCAAGUGGUACACGGAGCGCAUGGCCAGGUCCCAGCCGAAGCGGAAGCGCAUGUGGGAGAUGCUCUGCUCGCUGCGCAUGACUUUUACUAUCUUGCUGUAUACACUCAUCAGCUUCUUGGUGAACCGCGGGCUAGAGAACGGGGAGCACAAGUUUCGCAUAACUGGAACACUGCCAAAAGGCUUCACGCACGCUGGUCCGCCUUCGUUAAAUACUAAGUUGAUCUCGGCGUUGCUGCCAGAUCUACCGGCCACAGUCAUCAUCCUUGUGAUUGAGCACAUUGCUAUCGGCAAGUCGUUUGGUCGCAUUAACAACUAUACCGUUCAGCCAUCUCAAGAGCUCAUCUCAAUCGGAUGCACCAACCUAUUCGGCCCCUUUCUUGGCGCAUACUCCUCGACAGGUUCCUUCGGCGGCACCGCAAUUCUCUCAAAAGCCGGUGUAAGGACCCCCAUGGCCGGCGUCUUCAACGGAGCGAUCCUCCUCCUCGCCUUAUAUACCCUCACCUCAGUACUCUACUACAUCCCCAUGGCCAGCCUAGCAGCUCUCAUCAUCCACGCCGUGAUCAACCUCAUAACCUCUCCAGACCACAUCUUCAAGUCAUGGCUCAUGUCACCCCCCGACGUCUUCAUCUACUUCAUCGGCGUCUUCGUCUCCAUCUUCACCAGCCUCGAAGACGGCAUCUACGUCACUGUAGCCUUGUCCGCAGCCCUCCUUCUCCUCCGCCUCGCCCGCUCCAAAGGCCGCCUCCUCGGCCGCGCACGCGUCUAUCAGCACCCAGACCACCACGCCGGCGCCACCCCCGAUCACAAAGACUCGGACCGCCACUCUAUCAGCAGCUCGCAGACCCUCUCGCACGGCAAGGCUCCUCCGUCGCCCCGACUCCCGGCAGCACACGACGUCUUUCUCCCGCUAGAUCGCAAAGAUGGCACCAAUCCCGUUGUACAAGUCAACGAUUUAUACCCAGGCGUCUUCAUCUACUGUUUCACCGAGGGCUUUAAUUACCUCAACCAAGCACAGUAUGUCGAUCGCCUAAUCGAGCAUGUCAGGCAAUCCACCCGCCAGACCACGACACCGCACUACGAUCAUCCAGGCGACCGCCCCUGGAACGAGCCCGUCCCGCCCUCGACAGUCGAAACCGACACCGAGGCCCCGUCGUUACUGAAGCCGAUCCUUCGGGCCGUCAUCCUGGACUGCGCGGCCGUCAACAAUAUGGACUCAGGCGCCGUGGAGGGCUUGAUUGACCUACGGAACCAACUCGACAGGUGGGCGGCGCCGGAGCCGGUGGAGUGGCAUUUCGCCGGCGUGCAUAAUCGAUGGACGCGGCGCGCGCUGUCGGUAUCUGGGUUUGGGUGUCCGAAGACAGGACACUUGGAUGGGUGGGAGCCGGUUUUCAGUCUGGCUGAUUUGGCGGGACGGCCGCCGAUGAUGUGCGAGCAGCAAGUCGUAACGACGAGGUCGAAGUCGGUGGGUGUGGCGAGCGAUUCAGAGCAGUCUUCGUCGUCAGUGUUGGAGCAGGGUGUUUUGGGGUCCAAGGAGGGAGGGGUUCGGCACCUCGGGGCUGUCGGUGCUAUCAACAGACCGUUCUUCCAUCUCGACCUCCCUCUGGCGGUUGAAAGUGCUGUCAAGAGUGCACGAACGAGGGAUCAUCGACUGCAGAUUUGAAGUACACGGUCAUGUGUUGGCAUUGUCACGUUGGAUGUGCGCUCAUAGCCGUCCGGAAGAUGAUGUGUGAUUUCCAUGUGUUUGAAUGAUAUUAGAAUACUUUAGAUACUCCAAUAGCAUGUUAGUUUAAUUUGAUGAAAAAUUCUCUUUGAAC